GGGACGAGGACAGCUGUCCUCACCCCCGAUGGUGGGAGCCCUAUCGAAGGCGCGGAACGACGGUUCUUCGUUGGCAUGCCCCUCUGGAUGUCCGGUACGACCACCGUUUUCUCGGCCAGGAGAGCCAUGGCGGCUGCUUCCAGUUCGCUGACCUGGCGACCGCAGGCCAGCCCGGAAAGCCUGCAGAUGCCCGAGCGCGACGCCCGCGACGGGCGCCGUUCGCCCUUCGGCGCGGCCGCGGCUGCGCGGGCCACGCAUUCGGCGGUGCUGGGGCCGCAGACCCAUCGGCUGCCGUCGAAGGUGAUGUGGAGCGUGACGAUGCUCACGGCCUCGGCGGUGGCGCUCAUGAACUUCGGUAUGAUCUUGGCCAUCAAGUGGUUGGUGGGUCUCAAGUUUUCCACGAUGCAAAGAGCCAUCGUUGAAUCAGGUGUGCUUCAUGGAAUUCUGGUCUUAGUCUUGAUCUCCACCAGCUAUGCGGUCGUGGGGGUCUGCCUCAUCCAGUUCGUGGCGCCCAGCUUUGGUGGUUCCGGCAUCCCCGAGAACAAAGCCUUUCUCAAUGGGGCACAGAUGCCGGGCCUCUACAGCCAUCGCACCUGCUGGGUGCGCGCGGGCACCAACAUCUUGGCCAACGCCGCCGGAUUCCCCGUGGGGCGAGAAGGGCCGAUGGUGACCAUCGGCAGCAACCUCGCUUACUUGCUCUGUGAGAAAGUCCUGCAGCCCUACGUGAGAGAAUGGGUCACAGUCGCAGGGAGCCCUGCGCUCUUGGUGGAUGAGCAACGCUUGGCGCAUGCCACACGGAUCUCCUGUACCGUGGGCGGCGCCUGUGCGAUCGCGGUGAUCUUCAACGCACCCUUCGGGGGGUUGCUCUACAUGUUCGAGGAGGUGACGGCCGUGUCCUGGUAUGAAGAGCUCACCUUCCGGGUCUUCGUGAGUACCAUGUUCUGCUCCUUGCUCUCCUACGGCUUGUGCUGGUUGAUGGGCUCGGACAUCACCGAGUUUGUGAUCUAUGCCGAGACCCCUCAGAUCAAGAAGUGGGCUUGGGGUGAUGUGCCCAUCUUCGUGGCCUUGGCGGCCUUGGUUGGAGUCCUCACGUCGCUCCACACCCGCGCCAUGUGGCGCUUCGCAGCUCUCAGGCAAUCUUCCCGUGAGCGCUGGCGGCGUCUGCAGCCCUGGCCCGUGGUGGUGGAGACGACGCUUUACGCCUCAUUGUGUGCUUUCACCUCAGGGAUGGUCUCUCUUCUGGCAGUCUGCGCUAAGGAGGGUGAGUCGGGCUUGGAAUAUGUGCCCUUCAACUGCCCCGAGGGGCAGUACAACCCCAUUGCCUCGUUGCUGGUGGCCACCUCUCACAGCUCGGUGAAGCUGCUCUUCUCCGGCACCAACGGAGGUGAGAUCCAUGCGAGCUCUAGCUUCUUGGCCUUCCUCACCUACACGAGCCUCAACAUUGGUUUGGCUGGGCUACCAGUGCCUGGUGGAGCGUUCACUGCGACCAUGCUCAUGGGCGGGCUGUUUGGGCGCUCUGUGGGCGCCUUCUGCCACACGCUGCAGGUGACUGGGAGCCCCUCAGGCGUCUAUGCAGUGGUGGGGAGCGCGGCGAUGUUGUGUGGCUUCAAGCAGAUGACCUUGGCCUCGGUCCUCAUUGUGGUGGAAUGCGUGAACGACCUGAGCCUGGCGCCCAUUGUGAUGUUGGGCGUGGCGGUGUCCAUGGCAGUGAAUUGGUCCAUGAAUGAACGCGGCCACGACGAGGAGGUGAUUCACCGCCGCGCGCUGCCGUAUUUGGAGCCCGAAGCUCCUCAUCGCUUUGAUGCAUUGGCAGCCUUGGAUUUGUGUAGUCCUUGCUGCCCCUUGCUGCCAGAAGCACCACUGGCCCAGGUCUUGAGCGCUUUGGAAGAGGAAGCCCACUAUUUUCCAGUGAAGGAACCGGACGGCCCCUGCCUGGGCAUCGCCAGCCGCGCGGCGGUGAAGUCCUUGUUGCCGAGUUCGAGCCAGGCGGAACAUGUCCAGCUGGAUAGCGAGCUGGUGGAAGAGCUCCUUCCCAUCCACCGCGUCAUGGACCCCACGCCCUUCACUGUGGUGGAAGACAUGCCAGCACCCAGGCUGUACAGUCUCUUCGCGAAAGCUGGCGAGAGGGCGGCCUGCGUGACCUCGAUUCGUGGCGACUUCCGCGGGCUGAUCAGCCGGGAACGGCUCAUCGCGUUGACGCGCUGAAAGAUGAGAGCGGCAAAAACGGGCUGUGACGCAAGAC
This is a messenger RNA of Durusdinium trenchii, 2242 nucleotides long. The record is from the annotation of a GenBank genome assembly. Lineage: Eukaryota; Dinophyceae; Suessiales; Symbiodiniaceae.